AUGCUGAAACGACACUUCCCGGUCUGGUUCGAGGGCGUCGGCUUCGUCGUCGGCGAUCUACGAUUCAUCACCACGACCGUGGGCGAAGUCGAAGGCACGUCCAGCGACCCCUUCCCCGAGCUGCCGUGGGUGACGAAGAACUUCGAAGCGUACGCACGCGGCAAGGCCAGCUGGAAGCGCAUGCUGGUCCACCAGCCGCCUUUCUACGGGUUGGGGCUGGUGGUUUCUGAGAACAACCCCGAAUUGAUGCUAACGGACGAGGUCGUUGCAGACGGUACCGCACAUGGCGACCAAAGCAACCUCGGUGCACAGCAACCCCUCAGAAUGGAAGAGCUGCUUUCUCGCAGUCUGGUGCGCGUGUACAUCGGCCCCACCGAUCUCAUCCUCAACGAGAGGCCGCUCCCGGACCAUCCCGUGGAGAGCACCAGCUUCUGCGUGCUGUGGUACAAGGUGCCGUGGUGGCUGCAGCAGCGGACCAUCCACGGUCAGCAGGUCGUCGAUCCGGGCGGCCCCAUCGAGGACCAUCCGCUUCUAUGGCGGAUGAGGGAAUUAGCGUUCCCUCGGGACAAGAUAGGGCAUAGUCUGUUGUGUGUCGCGUGUCGGAGGUCGAUGGAGAGGUGGGCUCUUGAGGUGGAGAGGAUUGUUACCAGUCCCGCGGAUGAGUACUUUAGUGGUGACGGACUCAAAGUGUUCGAAACAACAUCGUUUCAUGGACGGGUAGUUGUACCGAUGAACUAUCACCUAGUUCCUUAG
Anthostomella pinea is the source of this 753-nucleotide messenger RNA. The record is from the annotation of a GenBank genome assembly. NCBI's taxonomy places the organism in Eukaryota, Fungi, Ascomycota, Sordariomycetes, Xylariales, Xylariaceae.